Lolium rigidum is the source of this 1186-nucleotide messenger RNA. RefSeq names its product vesicle-associated protein 1-2-like. NCBI's taxonomy places the organism in Eukaryota, Viridiplantae, Streptophyta, Magnoliopsida, Poales, Poaceae. Bases 118 to 846 code for a protein of 242 amino acids. Gene Ontology annotation, biological process: endoplasmic reticulum membrane organization. The transcript has 8 exons. The record is from RefSeq and is a predicted model, not a curated record. Gene Ontology annotation, cellular component: endoplasmic reticulum membrane; plasma membrane.
CAAAACAGUAUUUCUCUUCCUUAUUUCCACGUUUCUUCUUUUUUUCUCGCCCCUCCACCACCUCUCGUCUUCGCACCCAUCGCCCGAGAUCUCCCCUUUGCCUCUCCCACUCCGUCAAUGGCCUCCCCCGGACCAGCUCCCGCCGGCGAGCUCCUCCGCAUCGAUCCCAUCGAGCUGCGCUUCCCCUUUGAGUUGAAGAAGCAGAUCUCGUGCUCCAUGCAGCUGUCGAAUCUCAGCGACGACUACAUCGCCUUCAAGGUUAAAACUACGAGCCCAAAGAAGUACUCGGUGCGGCCCAAUACAGGGGUUGUGUUGCCACGAUCAACCUGCGAUGUUGUUGUGACAAUGCAAGCACAGCGGGAGAACCCGCCUGACAUGCAGUGCAAAGAUAAGUUCCUAGUCCAGAGUGUCAUCGCGCCCUCUGGCAUAAAUGUCAAGGAUGUCACGGGAGAGAUGUUUACAAAAGAAUCUGGGAAUAAGGUUGAAGAGGUGAAAUUGCGAGUCACCUAUGUCUCUCCUCCACAGCCACCAUCUCCGGUUCCUGAAGAAUCUGAAGAAGGUUCCCCGUCUAGGGGUGAAUCAGAAAAUGGAGAUGGUCCUGCUGGGGGAUUCACUAGAGCACUGCGAGAGCGCAUUGAGCCUCAAGAAAAAUCUUUAGAGGCUGGAGCUUUGAUCUCCAAGUUGACCGAAGAAAAGAACUCUGCAAUUCAACAGAACCAUAAAAUUAGACAGGAACUUGAUAUGAUGAGACGGGAGGUCAGCAAGAGGCGUGGAGGGUUUUCCUUUGUAAUUGUCAUAAUUGUAGCUUUGAUCGGGAUCUUCCUGGGCUAUAUGAUGAAGUCAUAAUUCUUUCAGUCCGUAUGACUUGGCCUUAUCGAGGGGAACUGGACUCAGUUCAUGCUAGUCAUGUUUGGGAACUUGAAAAGAUGAUUGGAAAUCAAAUGUCUUCCACAAGUUCUCCUUUCUGUUUUGUCAAUAUAGGAGUGCAUGUGUGAAAUGUUAAGCUAGUUUAAGCUUCUUUUGUUGUUAAUUUCAUUGGUGGGUUGUGCGCUAUGCUGACGCCUUAACUUGGAAUAUGCAUUAAUUGUUUUUGUUCACAGUUCACAUUGUAGCUGUGAAAUUGUUGGUCUAUAGUUGAAUGUGUGUGUGCCAUUUGGAAAGAUUAAUAUGAUUUGUCUCACAGUAA